Molecule: messenger RNA, 2477 nt
Organism: Trichobilharzia regenti
Lineage: Eukaryota; Metazoa; Platyhelminthes; Trematoda; Strigeidida; Schistosomatidae
Source: the annotation of a GenBank genome assembly
AUGGGAAGGAUUUUUAUAGAGCAUAUGGGUGGGAAUAGGGUAAUACACUGUCAAUACUGUGAGACGCCACUCACAAAUCGAAGCGAAAUACUGAGUACUCGUUUUACUGGGGCUACCGGUCGUGCUUUCUUAUUCAACCGUGUGGUAAAUAUAGUUCACAGUGACAUACAGGACCGUGUUAUGCUGACUGGUCGUCAUCUCGUAAGAGACGUCGUAUGCAUAAAGUGCAAUACUAAAUUGGGUUGGAUGUAUGAACAUGCCAUGGAGGAAAGCCAGAGGUACAAGGAAGGCAAAGUCAUAUUGGAAAGAGCGCUAAUAAUGGAGACGGAAGGUAUACCUGAUCCGCUUGGAGAGGAUCAGUAGUAAUUCAAGCAUAAUUUUUGUAAACUUAUUCUACUUCUAACUUUGUCUGUCGGGACUGGAGCUGCUCGUAGACGUAGGUAUUUCUGAAUGAUUCCAUUUUUCAAGCAUCGAGUGUUGAAAAUACGAUGAUUUUCAUAUCUUACUUCACUUUGCAAAAGUCGAGUGAGUUUAUAGAUUAUUCUUCGUCCAGGAAGACAGGAAGUCAUAUUAAUAUAUGUGUAAAACUUGGGCACUGUGAUAGAAAAUAAUUCCAUAUUAGUUUGUUUAUUAGAUAUAUCACACAGUGAAACAGUAUUAUCUACUGGAUGACGUUUCGAAGACAAUUUGUUGUGGUUCAUAAUCAUAUUAAUUACCAAUAAUCAAGGUCAGAUUGUUAUUACGAAAACUUUGUACUGUCGAGUACAAGAAAUAUGUCAAAUUCAUCCUGCCAAAGAACUCACGUGACAUAUCUUUCGACGAGACAACCACCGUUCUCCCAAAUUUUCGGUGAACAGUUAUCCAUGUUUAAUAUUCGGUUUCAAUGUUCUCAGUUAACAAGAAUGCCUCCCGAUGAUUAUGUCACUUAUGCUGGGAAAGUAAAGAAGGUACUGUGGUUCAUGGCAUUUCGUCAAGUUUUGUCCUUUCAAGAAACAAAUGUCACCGUUUUGGACAUAAAGAUGGUUACUGUCCACCACAAAAGAACUCUUCGAUGAGAAACAAACGUAGUCCUAUCAAGCCGAAACAACUCUCCCGAGGACAGACCAUUUUUGCAAAGCCCAGAGUCGAUUUUGCCAGUAAACGAAAGUACCUUACCCUACCUAUUAAUGGCAAACCUAUUCGUCUUCAGUUGGAUAUAGCAUUAAAUAUCACCUUAAUUUCGCGCAAUACACGGCGCAUACUUGGGUGCCCACAGAUUCUUCCAAUAGAGCAUAUCGCUAAGAACACCUCUGGAGAUGAGCUGAAAACUCAUGGGUAAGAUCAACUGCUACGCUCAGUUUGGUGAGCAUGAAUUCCAUGGUGUAUGUUAUCUCAUCAAGAUAUCACGAUUUGAAUUUAGUUAGUCUUGACUGGUUAGAUAAGCUCAAUCUCCCAAAUACGCCAUUAAAUUCGAACGUGUUGUCUUAACCAAACGACUUCACUUCAAGUCGUGCUUCACGUACAUCUCUGUUGCAAUAUUCGCGUCAAAAGCAUUCUCCAGUCUGCUGGGAAAAUCGUGGCUGCUGCAAGUUAAGUCAGAUAUCUUCUACUGUGAAGCCGAAUAUUAAGCUGGUUUUCCAUCCUAAACAUCCAAUUCAGCAUCAAUCGGAAUCCCAUAGACAAGGUGACUGCUACGUCCUUGCCUCCAAGCGUGUUUUCAAGAAAGCAAAGGGGGGAGGGAACAAGGAGAGAGAUCUUAGAUAGAUUUUUGCUGCCUUAUCAUACGGCACCCAAUACUUCUGCAUCAGAUAAGUUAUCUUCGGCAAGAAUUAUUUUUGAUCGAAAAGUCAAAACUUCUUCAACCAUAUCCAAAAGACAGUCGUACACUUUUUACAGAGGGAGGUGAUAGGAUCCCGCAUAAAACAGUAUAUCAUGCCUUCUCACGCAUGUCGUGACUUGUAUGAUCAAUUAUUUCCCCACGGCUGUGAACCGACUUUAUUGUUUUAAAAAUAUAUAAUUACCAUGUUUCAUUUUCCUAAUAAAUAUACAGUACAGCACAGUAUCUUACAGUCACAGACUGGCUUUUGUAUUUUGAUAUUCGCGUGACUCAGUGAAUCAAAGGGGAAACAAACGAACAAAUAGGCAUAUUAGGGUACCAGUCGAGUUCAUUACCGUUAUAACCAAUUAGCAGGGGCAGACGUAAGAUUAUGUGAUUCAGAGAAACUGUCAUACUGUUUUUGAUUGGUCUAAAACCUUUGACUUUUUUCAUUUUGACACUUUUGGGUCUAAAAUUGCUUCUCAUGCUGUUUUCUUUCAUGGUCAUGCACUACUUCAGCGACUAAUACCAUUACUGCAACUAACGGUAGGACCGAUAGCUGCUACCUUGACGUGGAGGUCGGGCUUGCACAUCGCGAUAACCCAACAAGCUACAGUGGCUGGAACCAAUGUUCCUUCAGGUCCUACCAUGCCACGAAGGUUAAGACAGCGAUUAGACUAAA